CACCAAAUCCGUGGAGAGAAUGCAUCGGGUUCGGCGGAAGACUCGGGUUGCGAUUCGGCGCCGUGAACCUCUCGAUCUUCCGGACUUUCCCCCACCGCAGCUCCCACGUGGUUCGCCUCCGCCUCUUAUUUCCCGCAUUGGGUUUCUAAUCGUGGCAUCUUCUUUUUUGUGGGGCUUUAAUUGCGGUGCUUUUCAAUCAUGUCCUUUGGAAUACGCUUCCUGUGCUGUUGGGGCCUUUGUUGGUCGUAACAUAUCAUCACGCCCGAGAAUUGGGUUCGUUGGAUGCUGCUUCGAACGAGCCAGCCAGCGACCAAGCGAGAGGUGUUUGUGUCUCAUGGAAGCGCGCUUGUUGUUGGUGGAGUUGGUGAAGAGCCAGGCAUAAGUAGAUCUGGGGGAUUGGUUACCGAGUUACGAGUGGAGGCAGACUAUGCUACGACCUGGAGCCGCCGGUGUUGGUUUUGGUUGACGACGCGUAGUGCGUGUUGGCGCAGCACCAUUCCCCUGGUGUAUGAGAAUUUGCAGGUCCAGAAUUGUGAUGAGCUUCAGGCAGAGGAAUGCGCCGUCUUGCAUGAAUUCACAGUUCUAAAUUAUCCUUGUGCUUGGAAAUAUGUCAGUUGCAGAGUGAAGGGGGAACGGAUUCUGACAUGGUUUCCAAAAGGUCAAUUGUAUUCUAAUUUUGCCUCUACCGAAUGUGAUCUUGUGCUCAAGGUUUGGAAUUCGAACGGAAGGGUUUCUUAGAAUGCGCAAACUCUCGAGUUGGAGUGGCAGAUUUGGGUGUGAUCAGCUGGGCUAGAGUGCACUUAUUCCACUAUGGGAGCCGAAAGUAUCGCUUUAGUAGAGGAAAGCAUCGAUGCUCAGCUACGCAAACCAGACAAAGCUGAAGUCUUAGAUUUCGCCCUACUAGACAAACCAGUGAAGGAGGAUUUUGAUUUCGGUAAUAGCAAUGGUAGCUCAGACUCGAUUUUGAGCACCAGGACAAAGGAUAAGUUAAGCCAAGUUCCGAAUGACUUGAAACCCGAAUCUGAGCCGGAAUCCGUUGGAAACGGCAAUGUCGAUGCGGAUAAAUUCACGGCUGGAGAAGUUACAACCAAGGAUGCUGACAAAACCGAUGUUGACACCGGAAAGAGGUCAACUUCAUUUGAACUCGCUGAUAACCCUGUUUCAAUUACGUCAGGGGAUGCGCUACCUCCGACUCCAUCCAUCGAAGAGGAUACACAUAUUGUUUCUACUACCAGUGAGGAUGACGACGCCGCCUUAGAGGCUGCUCCUUCAAUUGUGCAAGAAUCACCUGUUAGGGUCAGCAUAGCCAGUGUUACUGAGGAUAUGGAGGAUAUAAGCCUUGAUAACGACCAGGAACAGAGUACUACUCCUGCUGAGAAUGUGGUUGUAUCACCCGAGUCGCAAUUGGGUGGGGACAACUCGAAAGCAGUUGAAAGCAGCAAUAUACAGAGUACCCAGGUAGAGGGGCAGGCCCUCCUCAAAAAAUCUUCCCCUCAACUGGUAACAAAUCGGUCAAAUAGUGAUGACCCUGAUGCAGCUGGUGGAAGCACCAAGCAGAUUGCUACGCUUCUUAAAGCCAAGGCUGAUGAUUCUGACGUGGCUGACAGAAUCAGCAACCAGAAUGCUACGGUUUUGAAAGAGGACUCAACAGCUGAGCUGCAGUCAAGCACUGCCAACUUGCCAGUGGGUGAGGGGAGCAUCAAGCAGGAUGCUAGCAUUACCACGGAAGCUCCUGCAGCUGAAUCACAGUUAGCCAUCAAAGAAUCCCCAGUAGCCGAAUUGCAGGUACAAGCAGAGACAAUCAAGCCUGUCAAGAGGAUAGAACACGAAUACAACUUGGCGAGCGCAACUGAAUCGCUGCCGACGUCAAGAUUUGCAAGCGCUUCGGAGAUUCAGGAAGCAUCUGAACCUGCAAUUCCUCCACCGGCAAGAACUGGAUCAUCAGUAAUCAGGCUUACGAGACAAAUGUCUCAGGUUUCCGUGGGCAUGGGACCGAUGUCUCCAAGAUUUGAACUUCGUGCCGCCAAGGAAAUUCAGAACUUGCAGGAAAAAGUGAAAAACCUGGAAGAAAUGUUGAGAAGAAAGUGUGCGGCUCUUGAAACCCAAAGCAUCAAUCACGUAGAGAAGGAGAAUGAGUUGCUGAACAAGGUCAAAUGCUUGGAACUUGCAAACGAGCAGUUGCUGCAAGGUGGAAAUGACUCAAGCAUCCAACUGCAGAUGGAACUGACACGCCUCCAGCGUCAAAAUUCAAUGCUUCAACUCCGCGAACGUGAGCUGCAAUUCCAAUUUACACAAGAAAUGAUGAAGACCCAAAUACUGGACACAAGGCCAACCAAGCCGGAGCCGAUUAACCUAGUCGAAGAUCUUGAAUCCAAAGUUGCAGUUCUGGAGUCGAAGCUUGCGGAAGCUGUCGAAGUGAGAAACAUGUACAAACUUCAGCUCCAUGAGGCCUUCACCAGGCAAAAUUCUGUGCAAUCCGCUGCUCUGUUGAACCUUGAUGGGGACGAUGUGUUGAAAGAGCUUCAGAAGUUGAGAAAACAGACGAAGGAUCUGGAGGCCGAGCUUCUCGACUUACAGGACCGGUUUUUCAUCACCACAGUGCGGGUCGCUGAGGCUGCUGCUCAGAAAGAAGAGCUCCUUUCAAAACUGAAGAGGUUACAAGGCUCAAGGUAGUCUGUGUGGGGUUUUUUUUGAAAUAUAGUAGCUGCGCUGGAAGAUCCUACGCCAAGACCCGUGUUCUCCCUGCUGGAAUAGGUCAUGGUCAUGUACCCAGAAGGCCCUUACGUCACAAAAUGCUUCAGCUUUCAUGGAUGUGAGCUUCUGAUCAUGAAGUUUUGUGGCAAAUUCAAUUGCGUAGUUAGGUCGGGGCUCUUCAAACCCUGGACAAAGUGAAAUGAACAAAGGAGAGAGAUAGAGAGAGAGGUUUUGCUUUCUUCAACAAGAGGUCCCAGGCUCACCUGAUUCCGGAGUCUUUCGAUCAAACCUUGGGCCUGAGCGGAGCAGGCAUCGAAAACUGGAUUAGUACGUCAAAUGCAUCGCUGCAAUGCUGUGCUGUAGAAAGGUGAGUCAAGCUGGUCUUCUGAAAUGUAACGUCGAAAGCUCUGAAGCAAAUAAAAAGAUUUGAGAUUAUUAGAUUUGCA
Physcomitrium patens is the source of this 3140-nucleotide messenger RNA. RefSeq lists its product as uncharacterized. The record is from RefSeq and is a predicted model, not a curated record. Lineage: Eukaryota; Viridiplantae; Streptophyta; Bryopsida; Funariales; Funariaceae.